CAGACGGAAUUAAGAUCAUGACAGCGCACGAAAUAUGGACGACCAAUCCAGAUUUCUCGUGGACACGUAUGAGCUGGCUGCUGAUGUUGGACGGUGUCACUUACUACGGACAGAACAUCACGGCAUUCUCGGUGUUGUUCCUGGUCUCACCUGUCUCCUAUUCGAAAUUUGUGUAA
Sphaeroforma arctica JP610 is the source of this 176-nucleotide messenger RNA. RefSeq lists its product as hypothetical. The record is from RefSeq and is a predicted model, not a curated record. NCBI's taxonomy places the organism in Eukaryota, Ichthyosporea, Ichthyophonida. The transcript is spliced from 3 exons. The coding region runs from base 18 to 176 and encodes 52 amino acids.